Molecule: messenger RNA, 1027 nt
Organism: Sphaeramia orbicularis (orbiculate cardinalfish)
Lineage: Eukaryota; Metazoa; Chordata; Actinopteri; Kurtiformes; Apogonidae
Product: 33 kDa inner dynein arm light chain, axonemal-like
Exons: 6
Coding region: 144-905 (253 amino acids)
Cellular component (GO): axoneme; ciliary base
Molecular function (GO): dynein heavy chain binding
Source: RefSeq, a predicted model, not a curated record
CGGACCAACUUAAGUGAAACGCGGAUAGGCUGUUGCCAUGACGACACUAACAGACGGCUAGUGUUUUCACCACUGAUAUUAAACUGAAACGAAAAGUUUAGUGAUUCUAUAGUGAAUAGUUUUUAAUUACGUGGUAAAACAUAAUGGUUACACCACUCGAGUCUCUUCUGAAAUACGAUGAUCCGAUUUUGUUGAAAAAAUCAUCAAAGGGACGUACUCUGAAAGUGAGUUCAGAGCAGAGUAUCGACUCCACCGUCCCAGUUCCGCCGCCCCCCAAACCAAAGUCAGAUUCACCUGAUCCCAGAACUGAGGAGGUCCUCAAUACCAUCUUUCCAUCCAGGGAAUGGAAGGAGGGGAAUGAUGUCUGGGUGCAGCUGGUGUCCAGGGCACCGUGGACCCGGUCAGACGUGGUGGAGCUGGGGGCGCUGCUGGACUCGAGGCUGAAGGCCAGGCAGGCCAGAGAGACAGGGAUCUGCCCAGUGCGCAGGGAGCUCUAUUCACAGUGCUUUGAUGAGCUGAUCAGACUGGUGACCAUCACCUCUGUGGAGAGUGGUUUGCUGCUAUCACGGGUCAAAGAUGAAAUUCAGAUGACUCUUUCUGCGUACCAGAAACUGCACGAAGACGGCGUGAAUUUCGGCAUGAGGAAAGCCGUGCAGGCUGAGCUUCUGGGAAGAGAGGACAUGGGAAAAAAAAUUUCUGAUAUGGAGGCUGAGAUUCAUAAACUAACCAAGGAGUUCAACAUGGUCGAAGCUGAAUGUGACGCUAUAAAACAGAGUGAAACUGAAAAGCGUCAGGUGCAGGAGGAGAAGUUUGCAGGAGAGAUUCAGUUCCUCAGGAGAACCAACCAGCAGCUCAAGACUCUUCUGGAGAUGGUUGCUCCAUCAAUGAAGCAACAGCAGACGUGACUUCCCAUUCCACAGUGAAAAAUGUUUCUACACCUUUUUCUGUCAUUAAUUAAAGAUAAUAUUUAGAUGUAAACAUACACAAUUUAUUUUGAGUGUUUUUUUUUUCUCGUAAGCAUAAAAAA